AAGCCCGAGAAAUCGUCGAAAUCCUCUGUUCGCCGGCGAUUCGUCGAGACGGGAUACUUCUCCGCUUCUUCCGCCUGACCUCUCUCUUGUGGCGUCGUUCGUCGCGCUCUCUUGCUCUCCGUUUAUCCGGCUGAUCGGUGCUUCGCGUUGUCACUGAAGAAUUUCUAGGCAAAUGACUAGUUCAUCGGAAAAGAUAUUUCCUCUGAGUGCGAAAGAUUACGAGCUUUUUGAGGAGAUCCGCGAUGGUGUUUACAGAGCUCGAUGCAUUCUACUUGAUGAGAUUGUGGCCGUCAAGAUCUUGGAUCGUGAAAAUUGCAGGAGCGAUGUGGAAACCAUAAGCAAAGAAGUUCACACAAUGAGCUUAACUGAUCAUCGGAAUCUCUUGAGGCCGCAUUGCUAUUUCUUUGAUGGUAACAGCUUCUGGAUUGUGAUGCCUUACCUUCAAGAUGUUCAGGCUGGGAACAUUUUGGCUGACUCAAACGAAACAGUUUCGCUCGGAGACUUUGCACUGUCAGCAAGCCAGUUACUGGCGGCUCUUAGAGAGCAAAUCGGCAUCCCUUCUGGUGCAGAGAGUUCUAUUGGUGAAGAGGAGACCCUUGAACGAAAUUUGGCUUCAGAUAACUCGGAUAAACUGAUAAACUACGAAGCGCUGACCGCUUGGAUACAGAAUCCUUUAUCUAGUAAUGCUGCUCAAAUCCUCCCAUCGUUACAGAAUCUCCUGCACGAAAAUCAAAUGCAAAGGGAAAGAUUAAUCGGAUUAAACCAGCUCUAUGAUCCGACUGCUGUCAACAGAAAUCCAAUGGUGAAUAGGGAAGGCGUGCAGAUAUCAGCGGAGACAGAUCUAUCUUCUGAGGUUCACUUCUUGGAGCAGAGGGUGAAAGAGCUUGAAGAGGAAGUUGAGAAUCUGAAAAAAGCAAACGCUCAGCUAGAAGAUCAGAUCAACCGCUUGACGAAUGACGAAGAGCAGUGAUCCACAAAAGCACGAUUGACUUUGCGCUCCGUUAUGAAGGAGGCACCACUCUAAGUCUCUAACCUCUGUUUGCAUUCUUUUUACUUUAGGAAAAAAAACCUGGAUAGAUAAACCCCUUGAUGGGUCCAUUCUUUGAGUUAGUUAGAUAACCAAAAGAAAAUUUCUUUACAAGUUUCUUAAAAGUCAUAUUAAAAAGAUCCCCUGUUUGUAUAAAAAUACAGUACC
Eutrema salsugineum is the source of this 1195-nucleotide messenger RNA. RefSeq lists its product as uncharacterized. Gene Ontology annotation, molecular function: protein serine/threonine kinase activator activity; protein kinase activity. Bases 173 to 970 code for a protein of 265 amino acids. Gene Ontology annotation, biological process: protein phosphorylation. The transcript is spliced from 11 exons. The record is from RefSeq and is a predicted model, not a curated record. Lineage: Eukaryota; Viridiplantae; Streptophyta; Magnoliopsida; Brassicales; Brassicaceae.